This is a messenger RNA of Durusdinium trenchii, 1664 nucleotides long. The record is from the annotation of a GenBank genome assembly. NCBI's taxonomy places the organism in Eukaryota, Dinophyceae, Suessiales, Symbiodiniaceae.
UUACUACUAGUAAGGCACUUGUUACUAGUAGCUUCUUGUUACUACUAGUAAGGCACUUGUUACUAGUAGCUUCUUGUUACUACUAGUAAGGCACUUGUUGCUAGUAGCUUCUUGUUACUAUUUACGGUACAUUCAUGCCUCUCAAGAUCUUCGAGGUGCAUUUCGACUGCUCAAGUUCACACAAACUGCCUCUCCCGAGCGGGUGCUUGCCUCGACGGCGCUCUGGUUGUGGCCGUGAGCCUUUUGCACUUGGUGCUCACGUGGCAGGCGCAAGGCAACCCUCGCGUUUUCUGGUUUGAAGCCGACUUUUUGUGGCAGCUUCGAUGUGCAGAUUUCGUGGCAGGCGCAGCCCACGCUGUGAUUUUGCAGCGUGGAGAAAAAGAUAUCUAGAACUCAGACCAUGAAACGAUUUGUCCCUGCUUGGUUAUCUUCAAAGAUGUGCACACAUAUUGAUUCUUAUUGUAAGAUGUGUGCUCUUAUAUGUGUGCCCUGAUUUGCGUACUCUCAUAUGUGUAUUAUCAUAUGUGUGUUCUCACCUGUCUGUGUGUUACAUGUGCGCCCUUUUAUGCGUUCUCGUAUGUGUGCUCUCAUGUGUUUGUUCACAUGUGUCUUCUCGUAUGCGUCCCGUGGAGUGCGGACAUUCGCUUAUUUGCCCUUCUUUCGCACUAUACCCCACACUGUUCGGGGUCUCUUGCCGGGAUAUUUUUUCAACCCAUCACGAAACAACGCAGGUGCCUGUGAACUCUAAACUGCUACUUUUCCAUUCGUUUUUGGUCAAUCAGAGUUGGCAAAUUUGUACUUGUAACAAAGGGGCCGAUUAGAGCCUGUGAAUUUGCAAAUUGAGUAACUGUUGCCAAUAUGUUUCAACAAACGCAGAUGUUACGGGCUGCUUCUUGACCAGAUUGUCAAGAGACGGUUUUUAAUCACAAUUCAUUGACACAUAUAGUGAUACGCUGGGUGUUCAGAUUCAAGCGUGUGAAUUUUGCAGGGUUCCGCAGUGAGUUUAAGCACAGACGUGUUCAAGAGGCUGAGUAUUGUGGACAGGUUCGUGUUGUUCUGCUUGGGGUUCACGUAGCGUUGCCAAACAAACGCUAGGUUUCGUCAGACUCGCAAUGUCACUGGCGAAAAGGACUUGCCGGCGUACCACCGGGAGCAAAGGCUAAAGACUUGCCAGUGUUGUGUUUCGGCAGUCGAGACACAUCCAAAUCGAAGUAGGGAUGCACAGAGCCCAAACGACACCACUUCAUUAGCGAAGAUGCCCAGGCAUUCAAGAGCCUUUGCCUUCUAUGGGCCUGUGCAGAAACAUAUUGAGGAUAAACUCCAUUCAGAAUUGAGGCCACAACACCUUGAGGUGAAGAAUGAGUCGCAUGGCCGCAAAUCUGACGAGUCUCACUUCCACGUCCUGGUAGUUUCUGAGGCCUUUGAGGGUUUGAAGCCUUUGGAAAGACAUCGUUUGGUGAAUGGCCUCUUCACAGGGCAGGAUGGCUCCUUAAAGUUCCACUCCUUGCGGAUCACGGCCAAAACACCAGCUGUCUGGGAGGAGGACAAAUCCGUUGCAAAGCGACCACAAUGUACAGGUCGUGGAGAUGGUAGAGUUGCAACCGACCUAGAGGCGCUUUGAUGGAGAAAAAGUCUUUGAUUAUGGUCUUGCUAUUGGGUAAUCA